Molecule: messenger RNA, 1257 nt
Organism: Hirsutella rhossiliensis
Lineage: Eukaryota; Fungi; Ascomycota; Sordariomycetes; Hypocreales; Ophiocordycipitaceae
Product: PIF1-like helicase domain-containing protein
Exons: 7
Coding region: 1-1257 (418 amino acids)
Biological process (GO): telomere maintenance; DNA repair
Molecular function (GO): DNA helicase activity
Source: RefSeq, a predicted model, not a curated record
AUGCUUGCUCACCCUCAUUGCGAUCCCGUCGAACUACGCAAGAUCAACGGUGUAGAGUAUGACUCGUAUGCAUCUGCCGCCGAAUUCUGUUUUGCGAACCACCAGCACCCUGAUGAUUACUAUGGCACACCUAAUGCCGAAGACCGUCGACCGGAUCCGGAUGAGUUCGAGGAAGAAUUUCACGAGCCUGACCUUCUGGAGGAGGACUGGCUUGAGCUUGCCCGCCAGCUUCCCGACUGCCCACCAAGCCAAGAGAUGGUAGAUCUCCUGGGUAGACGGGAUAUCGAUAUCCAAUACGAUUGGACACCCCACAAUCCUCUCUAUAUGGAUGUUGAAGACCUGCCUUCAGAGGCCCGCGAUACGCUCAACGCAGAGCAGCGGAUAGUUUACGAUACAAUAGUCGGACACUUCCAAUGCGAGAGCGAGGAGCAGAUUCUACUCCAUGUUGACGGUGGUGGCGGGACGGGCAAGUCCUAUCUGAUCAAAAAGAAGCUACGGGACGUUAGGUAUCUCGUGAUUGAUGAGAAAAGCAUGCUAGGUCUGCGUCAACUUUCGUGGAUCGACAAACGCCUCCGCCAAGUCUUUCCUGCUAGAGCAGCCGAAUUCUUUGGCGGCAUAAGCAUCAUCCUCGUUGGUGACUUCUUCCAGCUCCCGCCGAUUGCGAACAAACCCCUCUACUUUGAUGGACCACUCAAAGACCUGCACGAGGUCUCUGGCCAGAUCGCAUAUAGGGCGUUUAACCACACUGUCUUCUUGCAAAAGGUCCAGCGGCAACAGGGCGACGACCAGCGUGUGCAGGCCAAGCUAGGCCAGCGAGACGUAGAUUCGUUUGAUGCUGCUCUUCGUAUCUAUAGCAAGAAAGCUCGUGUUAGCGAGUACAACUACGAGCAUCUCGUCCGUCUCAAGCGUCCAGCAAUCCAAGUCAUGGCGAAGAACAUUGGUAACGGUGCUGACAAGGCAACGUCGGAACAAGCUGGCAACCUGGCUGGCCAGUUUCCGGGACAGUAUAUGACAUCGGUUGGGCGCCUGGCGCUGAUACGCACCGUAGUGCCCAUACUCCCAGUGAAGCGAGACUUCUUUCUUGGGGCGUCCAGCAUCACAGUUGACAAAAUGGUGACCGAUCUGUCUGAACGUGACUUCCAGACUGGGCUUAGCUACGUUGCAGUCUCCAGGGUCAAGACAUUGGAGGGCCUAAUGAUCGAUACGCCUUUUGAACGGGCAUCUCUCCACUAUGAGAAGCUACCUGAUGGCAAGUAG